This is a messenger RNA of Phyllopteryx taeniolatus (common seadragon), 12816 nucleotides long. RefSeq names its product nuclear receptor binding SET domain protein 1b (gene nsd1b). NCBI's taxonomy places the organism in Eukaryota, Metazoa, Chordata, Actinopteri, Syngnathiformes, Syngnathidae. The transcript has 24 exons. Bases 176 to 10591 code for a protein of 3471 amino acids. Gene Ontology annotation, cellular component: chromatin; nucleus. Gene Ontology annotation, biological process: regulation of DNA-templated transcription. Gene Ontology annotation, molecular function: histone H3K36 methyltransferase activity; protein binding. The record is from RefSeq and is a predicted model, not a curated record.
GGGGGGGGGGAAGAGUGCUCCUCGGGAUCCUGGCCUAGUAGUGCCGCCGCCGGGACUCCUGUCGCUCUCAUCCGCUGUCAAAAAUCCGGGAAUUGCCUCAUUUGUGGGGCACAAUGGAGGCGGCGGGGCUCGCGUGCAAGCUGCUCGACAUGGGAAUGGGAGGAACCAUGCCAGCAUGAGUGGGCCACAUGCAGGCCCAAGCCGGGAGUCCAGCCGCCCUAUAACCCCAGCCUGUGACCUCUUUCGCUGCCCCCUAUCCCACCAAAAUAACGACACCCGCCCCAUCAUGUCUGCCGCUGCCUCCUCCCUGCAGCGUGCGUCCAUUUACGGCUUUGCGCAGCGAGACCCCUCGCCCCCCUCAUCCACCUACAGCCCCCUUAGGAGACUACAGCAUCUCACCACCAUGGUGAGCCAGCCCGACCUGGUUCUACCCACCCGGCCGGGUAAAAGCUGGGAAUGGGGUUCUGAUCAGAAGGAGCGGGACUCUUGGGUCGACUGCACCGGCAGGGAUUACUACGGUGGCAGUUUUGGAAAACAAGCUGAGGUCCAAAAUGCUGGCUCUAAAGAGGAGCUAUCAGCGAGCUGUAGCAGUCCCAUCGUGUCAGAGAGGAAGACGGACGGUUGCUUCUCAUGCCCACCCAGCCCAGCCUUUUCUCUUGAUAGCAACAGCCCGUUUGCAAAUGGCCUCCUUCACUUUGAAUCCUCUUUGUUUGAGGAAGAGGAGAACAACGAUGGUGAGAAAGAGCAGCAGAACGAGACGUUCCUCGCCGUUGUAGACUCUGAAGAUAAACACAAGACUCCAGAGAAUGAGCUUCAGUCCGCCUCUGCGAACUUGCAGUCGGACUCCAAGGAUACAAAUGUUUCAUCAGCGAAAGUCAUCACCCGAUCCCAGUCGACGGGCUUUCGCCGAAGGUACUGGGAUGUUUCUGACGACGAGUGGGAGAGUGACAUGGAUCUCUUCCUUUUUGGUGAUAGUCCCUCCAGGCAUUUGAUGAGCGACAUGAAACGAAGCUCUGUGCCACCUGUCAAGUUCCUAGAGGGCGAGGUCAUUUGGGCAAAGUUCAACCGACGGCCGUGGUGGCCCUGUGAGGUGAUUGUUGACCCUGCGCAGGGAGUCUAUCACAGAGUGAAAGAGCCCAGCGAUCGGCCCUGUCGACUCUAUCACAUCAGGACUUUCGGGAACCCAGAAGAGAGAGCAUGGGUGGAGGAUAAAUCAACUCAUAUUUUUCAUGGAGGCUUUCAGUUUGAGCAGCUCGCGCAACUGCAUCGAAAGGGGAAGCAAAGGGGGCAGAACCACAAAUACACGAUUGCUAAACGGUAUGAGGUGUCUUGGAAAUUCGGUGUGGCUGAAGCCGAAACUAUUCUCCAGCAAAGACCCAACAUAGACUCUUUAACUAUAGAUAGUGCUUUCCAAGACAGUGCUCCAAUAGUGACAAAGUCCUGUCCACCUAAUUUGCCUUCUGCUCCACCUGCCUCCAAUUCUACAAAGAAUUCGCACACAAUCAAUGGAUCAAUAUCUUCCCAGAUAUCAUCCCCAGUAGAAAAUAAUCAAGGCACUUUAAAGAAGUCUGCUGACAAGAGGGAAGACGGUAACUCCUCAAAUAAAAAGAUCCAACAUGAUUGCCCCAACCAAUUGGAUAAGAAUGUAGAGUGCCCCUAUUCGGACCUUGACUCAGUCCCUAAGAUUUUGUGUCCUAAAGCACUUGAACGUCAAAUUAUGAUGACUCAGUCAUCUGCUAAUGUCCCCAAGGAUGAAAAGAAACAACCAGAGAUGCAAAGUGGUCUGUGGUUCAGUAAAUCGGGGAAAGACAGGCGACCUAAAACUGUUAGUCCAGAUCGGCCUGAUCAUACUCUUUUCAGCAAUGUGCUCAGUAAGAAAAAGACCUCUGCAGUUAAUAAAAACAUGAUAGCUCAAGGCGAUUCCGCCUCCUUCGUUGGGCAAGGUGACCAGUCUGGAUUGGUAAAUGCUGAAACAAAGCUUGUGUUUGAGCAGUCAUGGCAGUUGGACUCUAAAAACGUCAUUGUAGCUAAUAAACCUUUUGAAAGUCCUGCUGAGCUUUUGUCACAACACCAGCAGUUAAUGGAUUCUUCAGACCCUCUUGGAUUGUCACAAGUGCAAGAGUCUGUAAACUUUUCUGAACCUCGAGGACUUUCACAGAAUCAGGAGUCAGUGGGUCCUUUAGACCCUCAAGGAUUACUACGAAAGCAGGACUCUCAGGAUUUUUCUGACUCUCAAGUAUUGCCUCAAAAACAAGAGUCGGUGUCAUCUGACCCUCAAGAGGCAUCACAAAAGCAGCUAUCUGUGGAUUCCUCUGACCAUCAAGGACUAGCACCAAACCAUGAGUCGAAAAAUUGUUCUGACCUUCGAUGGUCUUCACAACAGCAUACGUCAGUGGUUUCAUCUGACCCUCGAGGAUUGCCUCAAAAGCAUAAGUCCGUGGAUUCUUCUGACUCUCGAGGACCAUCACAAAAGCAAAAAUCAGUGGAUUUCUGUCACCCUCAGGGAUCUUCACAAAAACAGAAUCCUGUCUCUUCUUCUGACCCUCAAGAAUUGUUCCAAAACCUGGAGUACAGGGAUAAUUCCAAAUCUCGAGGAUUGUCACAGAAGGAGGAGUCAGUGGAUUCUUUGGACCUUAGAGGAUCGUCCAAAAAACAGAAGUUAUUGCAUUAUUUUGGGCCUCAAGCAUUGUUACAAAAGGAGUCCAGGGAUUCUUCUGACUCGCGUACAUUGUCACAAAAGAAGAGGUCUGUGGGUUCUUCUGACCCUCAAAGAUUACCCCUAAGGCAGAAAUUUCUGGAUUCGUCUGAUCAUCGACAACUGUUGCAAAAGCAGAAAUCUGUGGAUUCCUUUGGCCCUCAAGGAUUGUCACAAAAGCAAAAGUUAAUUGAUUGUUCUGACCCUUCAAGAUCAUCGAAAAAUCAUACAUCAACAGAUUCUUUUGACCCUCAAGGAUUGUCACAAAAGAACUUUAGGGAUUCUUCUGACCGCAGAACAUUGUCACAAAAGCAGACGUCUGUGAACUCUUUCAACCGUCAAAGAUCAUCACAUAAGCAGGAAUCUAGGGAGUCAUCUGACCCUCGAGGAGCAUCACAAAAGCAGAAGUUUGUGGAUUCUUCUAACCAUCAAGCAGCACCAAAGCAGGUGUCCAGGGAAUAUUCUGAAUCUCGAGCAUUGUCUCAAAAAAAGAAGUCCAUGGAUUCUACUGAUCCCCAAAGAUUGUCACAUAAUCUGGAGUCCAGAGAUUGUUCUGACCCUCAUGGAUCAUCACGAAAGCAGGAGUUUGUAGAUUCUUCUGACCAUCGACGAUUGUCCCAAAAACAGAAGUCAGUGGAUUCUUUUGGUCCCCAAGGAUUGUCGCAAAAGAGGGAGUCCAGUGAUUUGUCUAACCCCCAAACAGUGUCACAAAAGCAGAAGUAUGUGGAUUAUUCUGACCUUGCAAAAUUAUCACAAAAGCAGUCUAGGCAUUCUUCUGACCCUCAACGAUCAUUGCAAAAGCAGGAGCUCAGGGAUUGUAUUGACUCCCAAGGAUCAUCUCAAAAGCAGAAGUUAUGGGAUUUUUCAAACCCUCGAGAAUCAUCCCAGAAUAACUCUGUGGAUUCUUAUGACUCUCACAGAUCAUCACAAAAGCCGGAGUCUGUGGAUACUUUUGACCCCCGAAGAUUGUCACAAAAGCAGAAAUCAGUGAAUUCGUCUCAAUCCCAAGGAUCAUCACAAAAGCAGAAGUCAGUGGAUUCUUCAGUCCCCCAAAGAUUAUCACAAAAGCAGCAGUCAGUGGAUUCUUCUGACCCACAAGGAUCGUUAAAAAAGCAGAAAACCAGGUAUUUGACUGACAUUAGAGGGCCAUCACAAAAGCAGAAGUCCAUGGAUACUUAUGACUCCUCCGGACUUUCACAAAAGCCGAAGUCCAUGGAUAGUUAUGACUCCUCCGGACUUUCACAAAAGCAGGAAUCUAGGGAUUCUUCUGACCCACGAGGAUUGUCACAAAAACAGGAGUCCAAGUAUUCUUCUGACCCUCGAGUUACGUCACAAAAGCUAAAGUCAGUAGAUUCUUCUGAUACUCGAGCAUCACAGAAGCAGGAGUCCAGGGAUUCUUCUGACCCUCGUGGAACAUCAUAUAAGCAGAGGUCAAUGGAUUCCGCUGAGGCCAGAAGAUCAUCACAUAAACCGAAGUUAGUGGAUUCUUCUGACACUCGAGUAUCAACACAAAAGCCAGAUUACAGGGAUUCCUCUGACACCCGAAGAUCGUCAGAAAAGCAGGAGUCGAAGUAUUCUUCUGACCGUUCUGUAACAUCACAUAAGCCGAAGUCAUUAGAUACACCUGAGCCCCAAAGAUCAUCACAUAAGCCAAAGUCAGUGGAUUCUUUUGACCCUCGAAUAGCAACACAAAAGCUGGCGUACAGGGAUUCCUCUGAUCCACGAGGAUCACAAAAGCAAGAGUCCAAGUAUUUUUCACACCCUAGAAUUUCAUCGCAAAAGUCUAGGGAUUCUUUUGGCCCUCGAGGAACAUCACAUAAGCAGAAGUCAGUGGAUUUGUCUGAGCGCCGAAGAUCAUCACACAAACAGAAAUCAGUGGAUCUUUUUGACCCUCAAGUAUCAUCACAAAAGACGGAGUACAGGAAUUUCUCUGACCCGCAAGGAUCAUCACAAGCGACUGUAGAAUCUUGCAGGCCCUCUAAGAAGUGUGGCUAUUCAAAGGGUCGGCAAAUUAUCCCUUAUUCUAAACACUCUGCCAAACAUUCUACUUCUCCGAGUAGCGCACAUGUUAAAAGGUUCAGCAAGAGGAUCAGUGUAAAGAGCAGUUGUCAACUUCAUCGUUGUAAAUUGAGGGCCAGUAAAAGGGUUGGUCUACGUAAUUGUUACCAGACAGAAGAAAGGGAAAGUAAUCCCAAAUCCAGUUUAAAUGAAGUAUCAACAGACCUGCAGGCAAUAUUAGACCUUCAGGAAGCUCUGAUUGCCAAUUGUCAACUACCUUUUGUUAAGCUGAUACGUGGAGACAUAAAUAUUAAGAAUUACUUGAAGUCUAAUGUAACUAUUUGUUGCAACGACCAAACUGGAUGUCCAAACAGUAAGGAACCCCCAAGAACAACAGUUGCUCACUCCUCCUCUGUGUCAGACUUGGUGGAUGGAGCAGCAAGUGUCUCUAAAAAUAGUGUAGACAAAAAUGUUUCCCAUAAUAGUGGAGACCAAAGUGUUUCUAGAAAUACUGAAGACAAAGGUGUUUCUGGAACUACAGAAGACAAAAGGGUUUCGGGAAAUUGGGAACACAAAAGGGUUUACGGAAAUAGUGAAGACAAAAGGUUUUCCAGAAACAGUGAAGACAAAAGUCUGUCCAGAAACAGUGAAGACAAAAGUGUUUCUAAAAUUAGUGAAGACAGAAAUGUUUUUAGAAAUAGUGAGGACAAAAUGGUUUCCAGAAAAAAUGAAGACAAAGGUAUGUCCAGAAAUAGUGAAGACAUAGUUUCCAGAAUUUGUGAAGACAAACAUGUUUCCAGAAAGCUUGAGGACAAAAGUGUUUUGAGAAAAAAUGAGGACAAAAGUGUUUCCAGAAAUGCUGUAGACAAACCUUUUUCCGUGAAUAGUGAACACAAACAUUUUUUCAGAAAAAAUGAGGAAAGGAAUAGUGAAGGCAAAAGUGUGUCUGGAAAUAGUGAAGACAAACGUUUUUCCAGAAAUAGUGAAGACAAAAUUGUUUUCACAACUGGUGAAAACAAACAUGUUUUCAGAAAAAAUGAGGACAAAAGCUUUUCUAGAAAACAUGAAGACAAAAGCGUGUCCAGAAGUAGUGAUGCCAAAAGGGUUCCUAGGAAUGCGGAAGACAUAAGGGUUUCUAGAAAUACAGAAGACAAAAAAAGUGUGUCCAAAAAUACUGAAGACAAAAUUGUGUCCAGAAAAUAUGAAGAUACAAUUGUUUCCAGAAAUAGUGCAGACACAAGUGUGACCAAAAAUGAUGCAGACAGUUCAGAAUCCCAGAUAACAUCGACAGAGACAGAAGUGAAGUGGGAGACUGGUGCCUCCAACAGUACAACCAUUUCUUUUGAUCUUUCACAAAGCUCACAGAAACAUGAGACUUUUGUCUCAAGCUUGGGGCGCAUCACAACCGCUGUGCCCUCUCAAUCUGAUAGAAAUUCAGUAUCUGGCAAUGUUCAAGUGCCCCAAGAGCCAUCAUUUCCUGAGACGAAUGCCCUUACAUCACAGCACGUCCCUAAUAAAUUGCCUGGAGUUCUACCACAAGAUCAGCCUGCCCAUCUUCCAGCCAGCAAUCGAUUGAUGACAAGAGCUCUGAAAACCAUGAAGGUGCUGCAAAAGCUGAAGUAUAGAAAAGCAAAAAAGAAGGCUGCUCAGAAAGAAUUCUUGCGUCGUAGCAAAAACCAGGCAGACCAUGAGUGCCAUUCUAAGAACUCCACUUUGAAUCCAGAAAGCAAUUUGGUUGUUUCCACUAAAGUAAAUACAGUCAAAUCCCAAUGUAGUGCCAUUUGUGCCUAUGAUCAGGACACUGUUUCCAGUUGUAAUACCCCUCCCUUGAUGUUUCAUGGUUCCACUGAAGUCAAAAGUGAAGAGGAAGUCCGUUCAGUAUCUUCAACGCCUCCAAUGGACUUCAUACCCCUCACCUCCAAUGUGAAGGUAAAGGAGGGGGAAUUAAGCAGCUCUUUAUCGUCGCCUCCCUCACAAUUUUCUUUUAUAAAUUCUUUGAAAAAUGUGAACGAGAUGUCCUUCCAAUCCUUGACCGACGAGGCUAACGGCAAAGCCCUCAUCUUCAAACCAGACAUGAACUACAAGUUCAGUACUUUUCUCAUGAUGAUGAAAGACAUGCAUGACACUCGAGAGCGAGACGGGGCUCCCUUAGAACUGGAGAUUGGACCGCCAAGUGCCCAUGUCAAAGAGGAGCCCUUGGUGAUGCCUGGAAUGACUGCACUCACGGGCCUAGAACAAGACAUUGUGAAUGAUGAUCCAGAUUUUGGUCCAUACAGGGACUCGAGUAAAAGUCACAUGUCCAAGAGGCCUUACAAGAGAAGGAGGAUGAAGAGUAAAGCUGACCUCAAAGUGCCUAGUCGUCCUGCCAGGUCUGGACCUGGUUACCCGGGUGUGGGGUCCUUUCUAGGAAUUGACUUAUCCUCAGUGCUGGAUUACUCGACGAAGGUCCGAUCCCUGUUGGAUGUGCAGGCCUGCCACUGGGACUCACAGGCCGGGAGCGAUGAGGGCUUGUUGAGGUGGGGCGGAGACUUUGAACAGAUGAACAGCUUUGUCUCCAAUUGCACCGAAGCCAAAACCAGCCUGCCCUGCAACACCGGGGAAGGCGAUGACGAUUCAUCGGCUCAUAAACGAAAACGGAAACCAAGCAAGAGGCUCCUGGAAUGGACUGAAGAGUACGACGAAAUACUUUCCUCAAGGAAGAAGACCAAAAAGACUCUUCCGACAAUUACAAUGGACAACCAGACGCUUUCAUCUCAACCACCCAUUUUGGACAAGAACGCUCUCGAGCCCCCGUCCCUGAACGCGCUUCCUGAAAUGCAGACUCCACCUCCAGAGGAAAUCACCCUCACUACCGAAUUCCAAAUCCCCAGCGCUGAAAACCCGUCGCCGCAGGAAGCGCAGGCGCUUUCCAUCGACACAUUGACCCCGCCUCCCGAGGCCGAAGCGGAACCGCCGCCGAUUAAAGGCCUUGCCGGCGGCGGCAAUGCUCCUUUGCUGCAGAAGAAGCGGAAGCGGAAACCAACUCCGAAGAUCUUGCAGUAUUGUCUUGAAGCCGAGGCCUCAGUGGGCCCGAAAAAAAAGAUCAAAAUUGUGAAGAACAAUUCAAUUGCUGCUCAUCAAACAGGAAAACGCCACUUGACCUCCCUUGCAGCUUAUCCAGAUCCUGAUCCUUUAAAACCAAUGAGCCCGGUAGUCUCCACAUCAUCACCCGCCUCGUCCACAGGGACCCACCCGACUCCCUCCAGCCUUCCUGGUUCCCCCGUGUUGGGACCGGUGAUAUCUGAACAGGCGGAGGACAUGCCUGCAGACGUCCACCUUCCUCAAGCAGAAGACAAUUACAAGUACACAACAGAGUCAGAGGGGGAAGCCUCCAUGCUGGACCAGAGCUUCUCCUCCACGAGAGACGACUCAUCGCUGUGUGAUGAGGCACUCGGACCCUGCAGGAGGAUCAUCGGGGACCGAGGGGGCCCCGCCUCCUUGAAGGAGAACGUGUGUCAGGUGUGUGAGAAGACAGGGGAACUGCUGCUCUGCGAGGGUCAAUGCUGCGGCGCGUUUCACCUGGCCUGCAUCUCCCUGGCCGAGGCCCCCAAAGGGAAGUUUGUGUGCCCUGAAUGCAAGUCGGGCAUCCACACCUGCUUCGUGUGCAAAAAGCGCAGCGAAGACGUGCGGCGCUGCAUGAUCCCUGUGUGCGGAAAGUUCUACCAUGGGGAGUGCAUUGCCGCCUACGCGCCCACUGCGCCCGUCAGCCGCGGCUUCCGCUGUGCCAUCCACGUCUGCCUCACCUGCUUCAUCGCCAACCCGGGCAGUUCCUCCAUCUCCAAAGGUCGUCUGGUGCGGUGCGUGCGCUGCCCGGUGGCUUACCAUGCCAACGACCUGUGCAUGGCGGCCGGCUGCGUGGUUCUCUCCAACAAUAGCAUCAUAUGCCCCAACCACUUCACGCCGCGGCGCGGUGUCAAGAAUCACGAACAUGUGAACGUCAGCUGGUGUUUUGUGUGCACCGAAGGGGGCAGUCUGCUGUGUUGCGAGUCGUGCCCAGCGGCCUUCCACCGUGAGUGUCUGAACAUGGAGAUGCCCAAAGGCAGCUGGUACUGCAACGACUGCAAGGCUGGCAAGAAGCCCCGAUACAAGGACAUCCUGUGGGUCAAAGUGGGACGCUACAGGUGGUGGCCCGCCGAGGUGAGCCACCCCAAAAGCAUCCCGGAGAACAUCCAGCGCAUGAGGCACGACGUGGGCGAGUUCCCCGUGCACUUUUUUGGCUCCAACGACUACCUGUGGACCUACCAGGCGCGCGUCUUCCCCUACAUGGACGUGGACGCAAACAGCAAAGAGAAGAUGGGCAAAGGCGUGGACGCCACAUAUAAGAAAGCUCUAGAGGAGGCGGCGGUGCGGUUUCGCGAGCUUCAGGCCGAGAAGGAGCUCCGGCAGCUUCAAGAGGACAGGAAGAACGACAGGAAGCCGCCGCCGUACAAACACAUCAAGGUGAACCGGCCAAUAGGAAAGGUCCAGAUCGUCACGGCCGACCUGUCGGAAAUCCCGCGCUGCAACUGCAAGGCGACGGAUGACAGCCCGUGCGGCAUGGACUCGGAGUGCAUCAACCGCAUGCUGCUGUAUGAAUGUCACCCGCAGGUUUGCCCGGCCGGCGAGCGCUGCCUCAACCAGACGUUCAGUAGACGUCAGUACAGCCAGGUUGAAAUCUUCAGGACGCUGUCUCGAGGCUGGGGGCUCCGCUGCGUGCACGACAUCAAGAAGGGUCAGUUCGUGAGCGAGUACGUCGGGGAGGUGAUCGACGAGGAGGAGUGCAGGACCAGGAUCAGACACGCCCAGGAGCAUGACAUCUGUAACUUCUACAUGCUAACACUCGACAAGGACCGCAUCAUCGACGCCGGUCCGAAGGGAAACGAGGCUCGCUUCAUGAACCACUGCUGCCAGCCCAACUGCGAGACGCAGAAGUGGACGGUGAGCGGCGACACGCGCGUCGGGCUCUUCGCGCUGCUGGACAUCCCGGCUGGCACUGAACUCACCUUCAACUACAAUCUGGAGUGUUUGGGCAACGGCAAGACGGUGUGCAAGUGCGGGGCGCCCAACUGUAGCGGCUUCCUCGGCGUGAGGCCCAAGAACAACCCGCCGUCGGACGACAAGGGCCGCAAGCUGAAGAGGCGCGGCCACGGCAGGCGGAAGAAGAAGGUGGUGGUGACCAAAGAGCGCGAGGACGAGUGUUUCAGCUGCGGGGACGGCGGCCAGAUGGUCUCCUGCAAGAAGCCCGGCUGCCCCAAAGUCUACCACGCGGACUGCCUCAACCUCACCCGGAGGCCCGCCGGACGCUGGGAGUGUCCGCGUCACCAGUGCGACAUCUGCGGCAAGGAGGCGCUGUCCUUCUGCGAGAUGUGUCCCAGCUCCUUCUGCGCGCAGCACCGCGACGGCCUGCUCUUCAUCUCCAAGCUGGACGGCAAGCUGUCCUGCACCGAGCACGACCCCUGCGGGCCCGACCCCCUGGAGCCCGGGGAGAUCCGCGAGUACAACCCCCAGCCUCGGGCCUUAACGUCGGGCUUGGGGAUGGCCGUCAUCACCCCUUCCUCCUCAUCCUCCGACGGCGCCGCCACACCGGGCAUCCCCGCCGGUGCGCCCCCCACCCCCAGGAGGGUCCAGGACGUCAGCCAGGAGUCAUUUGCCACCUUUUCCAUCCCGGUGCCCAUCACCGUUUCCGUGCCGGCCGGUCUGCCUCCCGCGGGCGGCGCCGUGUUCGACCUACCGCAGUACUCGCCCAUCUCCUCCUACGAGGAGGAGAGGGACGUCCUGGAGGAGGACGAGGAGGACCUGCUGGAAGAAGACGAGGACGACGACGAGCAGGCUCUGGAAUACCUUGAGAUCAGAGAUGAUGACGACGAGGAAGAAGAGUGACUCGGUGAAUUGUGAAUAACGACUUUACCAAGGCACACUAGUGUGUCGUUAAUUCUGUUACAGGAAGCACUCGUGACACGCUCGGACCCUUUGCACACACGCUCACUUGCGACAGCUGUAGAAAAUAAACAUUUCAUUCGCACGGUGUUCCACCAUUACCUCAUUUCAAGCCGCAUCCGCAAUUGCCGGCCACAAUAUUAGGUACACCUCAUGAGCGUCAAUAUGAGAGCUGUAGCCACAAUAUUCUGCCUUUUACACAGAUAAUACUGUAGAUAACUCGAGUUGGGCGAGUACCGAUAUCACAUAUUGGUAUCGGGCCGAUACCGGACUUAUUUCAAGCUAUCAGAUACUCGUGGAGGCUGCCCACACCAGAUACUGAUACUUAAGCAAAAAAAAAAAAAUCUGACAUCGGGUAAGUCGGUGCCUGUGGUGGUUUGACAAAUUGGCCAAUCAUGUGGGUCAGAAAGAGAGGCUUUUGUCCACAGUUACUGUGUAUAUCAUUGUAUUAAUUGAAAUUUUAUAUAUCAGAAGUACUAGUAUUGAUACUUAAUCGGUGAGUACUGAAGAAUGAAUACUGAAAAAAAGUGAUUUCAGGCAUUACUAUAUUUGGCUAAACAAUCCAGUAGUCAUGUCCUGGAAGGUUGGCGCCCUCUGCUGAAUCUGGCUGGUUACUGCACCAUUUGGCCCCCGAUGCAAAUUUGGGUUCAUUGUUAAAAAUGUGACCGAAACAUUUUGGUGUAAAUUAGUUGUUUUGUGUAAUCAUGCUAACUAAAUUAAAAUAAUUAAAUCAAACACAUGAACAAAACUACGAUCAAAACAAUACCUCUUGCACUCUGCACUUAGUGGAGGUCUUAAUACUUACUGUUAAAUGAUUACGAGUUGUUCAUGUAACAUUUUCAUUUUCUGAUUUUAUUCAUGUAUAUAGAAUAAACAUUUUUUGAUUGUAGUUUUUAGAAUAACUUAUAAUUAACUCCUCUGCCAGCCAUUUUCUAAGUAUUUCCAGUAUCGCCAGUCGUUUUCGAUCACUGACUGAUGUUUCAAGACUCACAGAAUAUUGCGUUCUGUGACAUAAACAUGAAAACUACCAAAAGAAAGAGUAGGCUCUUCUUUCACCAGAACAAAACAGUUUGUUUGUAGCUUUUUCCGUUCUUUAGUAAUCAGCAGUAAAACAUGAACUGGUUUCACCAGAAACACCGGUUUCUGACCAAAAAGCAGAAAGAAAAAAAACUUUGUGAAAAGAAAUGUCAAGCAAAACGGUGACUUUGAUGCUAAUGUUUUGCUUUUGUGACACCUCAACCUAUAAACAAAAAUAAGACGGGGCUUUUAAUAGCAAAAUAAUAAUUUAAAGCUAUAGAGCUAAGAAAUGCACCGUGAGCAACGCUGACUCAGCGCAUGGCUCAAGUUAAACGUCAUUUCAUCAGGCUUUUUUUUUUUUUUGACAUGGCGUUCGCCAUUCACUCUAUGAACUGCGUCAUCUUUUCUCACAAUGGCAACUCGCCCGACUUCCAACGUGGUCACAGUGAUAGAAAGCCGCCAUCUACAGGAAUCUGUUAGUCAUUGUGUUAAUUUGAAAACCUGAAUUUUACACACAAGCUGGGCGAGACCUCCUCUUCCAUGCCUACCCGUUGGGAAAAAAAUUGACAAAUAUAUACGUCGGUGGCAGUAAAUGGUUGGUAUCCCACAGAUUGCGACAAAGUGUGUAAAGGCAAGAGUUUUUGACAGCUUUCAUAUUGAAUCUCACACGUUCACUUGGUAAUCCACUUGGUUUGAUCGCUGAGUAGUGCGUCACAGUCAGUCAGCCUCUACUGGACUCAGCCCGUCAUUCUGGACUUGUCGUUUCCUGUUUUCUGUUCUGCUGGACACUUGUUGCUUCCUAAGACGACAGCUACAGGCGGACAUUUGGACCACUGGACCAAUCACGGGGCGCUUUCGACGGGGCUUCAACGUUUCCCCUUCGAUGUGAAAGUGAUGUACCACGGGUGCAUCACAGGAUCAUGACAAAGGACAUUUCUCGGAAUGUGGGGCAAGGGUAGAUUUAAAAAAAAAAAAAAAAGAGAGAGAGAAAAAAUACAACUUAUGGACAAAGGUAAUGGGACACAUCCCUUAAUUUAUUGUUGACGGGUUGGACCAGACCCCUUUUAAUUCCAAUCAUCCCUUUUGUGCUUUUCAUUAUUAGGGUCAAGGGUGAGCUGGAGCCUUUCUCAGAUGACUUUUGGCAAGAGAAG